CACUCCACUCCACUCCACUCAUCCCCUCCCCUUCUCUGCAACUUCAAUGGCAGACCCCUCCAUGUACAACUUCUUGAGCCAGAGCCAGAGCCAGAGCCAGUCUUCUGCGCCCAAACCCACCAAGCUCGCAGCAGCAGCAGCAGCUCCAUCCACCACCACAUCUCCGCGACUCUUCCCCUGUCUCUACUGUCCCCGCAAGUUCUACACCUCCCAAGCUCUUGGCGGCCAUCAGAACGCUCACAAGCGUGAGCGAGCUGCUGCCCGCCGAAAUUUUCCGGUCGCCGACCAGCAGCAAUACCACACAUUUCCUCAUCAGGUCCCCGCUGAUUAUCAACAGCAACAACAUAGCUCGUCGAUAUCAUUUCCCCAGUUACAGGCCAUGGACGACCAACCCACAGGUGCAGCAGCGUUUGUUGAGCAGUGGUUGGAACCCUUCCAGCCACAGCCACAGCCACAGCAGCGCCUUCCUUUGAGCUCUGUCCCUCAUCAGAGCUUUCUGGGCAUUUCGACUCCUCCCGACUCUCUCUCCCCUACCACGGAUGUGGAUGAUUCUUCGGCCAAUAUUGACCUCACCCUCCGCCUGUGAAGCAACGCCUUUCUCUUUCUCUUUCUCUUAAUUAAUUUCCCUUUUUUUUUUUUUUCUGUUUUUGUUUUUUGAAAGGAAAAACUGGGACAAGUUAAUGGGAUUUGAUUAGAAUGAAAAGUGGUUAGGGUUCAAUGGGAUUCUUGAAUCUCUUGAUUUGGUGUUCUUCAUUUCCAUAUGUUUAUGGGGUUUCAACUCUUUUUCUUUUUUGCCUCAUCUGACUAAAACUACAGUGAAUGG
Messenger RNA from Rubroshorea leprosula, 823 nucleotides. The record is from the annotation of a GenBank genome assembly. NCBI's taxonomy places the organism in Eukaryota, Viridiplantae, Streptophyta, Magnoliopsida, Malvales, Dipterocarpaceae.